Mauremys reevesii (Reeves's turtle) is the source of this 2770-nucleotide messenger RNA. It is a transcript of the gene IER2, whose product is annotated as immediate early response 2. NCBI's taxonomy places the organism in Eukaryota, Metazoa, Chordata, Testudines, Geoemydidae. The transcript has a single exon. Bases 306 to 1007 code for a protein of 233 amino acids. The record is from RefSeq and is a predicted model, not a curated record.
GCGGCUGAGUGAGUGGGCGGGGGCGGCCCGGGCGCUGAGAUCACCGGGGGUAUAAAAGCAGCGGAGCUGGGCGCGGCUGGGCUUAGUCGGGGCGGCUGGUCCGAGGCGGCGGCGGCGGAACAAAGGCGCAGCCCCAAAAGGCGGCGGAGCAGCAGCAGCAGCAGGCGGCGCGGGGGUGGGAAGACCCGAGCGCAGCCCCCCUCCCCGCCCCCAAGUCUCCGGUCGGUGCAAAGGGCCCCGGCCGCGUGCAAACAGCCCGAUCCGUGCAGGAGCGAGCCGGGCCGCAGCCCCCGCCCCCGCCGGGCAUGGAGGUGCAGAAGGAAGCCCAGCGCAUCAUGACGCUGUCGGUGUGGAAGAUGUACAACUCCCGCCUGCAGCGCGGCGGGCUGCGGCUGCACCGGAGCCUGCAGCUCUCGCUGGUCAUGCGGAGCGCGCGGGAGGUUUAUCUCUCGGCCAAGCUGGAGGAGGACGAGGAGGGGCGCCUGGGGCCGCAGCCCGGCCUGGGGGAGGAAGGCGCCGGCCAGACCCCGCUGCAGCCCGCCGCCUGCCCCGGCCCCCUGGCGCCGGAGGAGCGGGCAGCCCCCGCGGACCGUGGAAACGCCCCGGGCGCAGGCGAUCCGGAGCCCAUGGAGACGCAGGACAGCGGCGGGGACUUGCCCCCGGCGACUCCAGCGCCCGGGGCCGGUAGGCGGCCGGCGCGGGGGGGCUCGUUGCCACCCCCGGGCAAAGCCAACAGGAAACGGCGGAGCAGCAGCUUGGACAAGCCGGGGGCCGCCGAGGCCGGGCUGGUGCCCACCAAGAAGGCCCGGCUGGAGGCGGAGGAGGAGGAGGGCGAGCGGCAGCCCCAGGGACAGGACGGCCCCUUCCCCAGCCUGGCCAAAGUCCUGCAGACCCGCUUCUCCGGGAUGCUGCGGGGCGGCCCCGCCAAGGGGCCCGAGCCCACGCCGGGCUGCCGGCCCGGGGACGGGGUGCUCAGCAUACUGGUCCGAGCCGUGGUGGCCUUUUAAAUCCCCGUCCCCGCCGCUCGGGGGGACUCGUGGCGGGGGGCCCUGCCCCGCGGCGCGCAGCGGCUCGCUCGGCUCCUGGCGGGAGCCAUGGGGCAGGGCGGGGGUCGCAGCCCCCCUCUCCCUGGCGGAGGGGGGGCGGGAGCCGGCCGUGCCUCCCGGGGGCGGGAGAGAGACACGCGAAGGCCGGGGCUGGAUUGAGAGGGCAGCGGAAGGAAGAUCGGACUUUCCCCUCCCCACCCUGCUGGGUCCAGGGGGGAGGCGAGGCCAAAGGCUCGUGGGGACCGAGAGACGCCGCCGCUUGGGGGGGGGGGACGGACUUUGGCCCAACUUCAGGAUGGGGAAGAGACUCGCACGCCGGGCCGAGCUUUUCCUGCCCGCUCCUCGCCGAGAGAUGGUUUAUUUUUGUGCAGAGAAAUGCUAUGGCCGGACCUGGGAUCCACUGGUGCUAUUCCACAACCCAUAAACUGCAGGGGGGGUUGUGUGGGUUUUUUUUGUAACUUGAAACUGUGGUGUUCUGUGUCCUUGUGAUGGCAGAACGUUUGCUGGGGGGGGGGGGGGGGCAGACCUGGCGGCCAGAUGCGGGCUGAAGGGGCGUCAGAGAGAGCGAACAGUCCUGAGAAAUAGUCCAGAAAGGGAGGCUCUAGCCCUCCCCUCCUGCGCCUGGCUCUCCAGCACCCGCAGAAGUGGGGUGAUGGGGGAAGAUGGGUGCCCGACUUACUAGCUUGCUUUCCUCAGGGGCACUUCUUCAGACAGGUGUUUUUUGUGUGUUUUGUUUUCAAGAGGCCUUUUUUCUUUAACCAACGAAAAGCUCAACCCAGGAUUCAUUAAGGAAACUUUCCCCCACUUCCAGCCAGGCCUGCCCGUUAUGACACACCGCUCAUAUGACCAGUCAUUGCAUCACACCCCGUCUAGAAGGGCAGCAGGGAAUUUCCUGCUCAGACCGCCCGUAGAUUUGUGUGUGUGUGGAGCUGGUUUUUCAGGGUGUGGGUGGGGUGUGUGUCAGCCUGACUCAUUUAACCCUCCAAAGGAGAACUGAGAGGAGGCUGCCUUCUGCUGCCUGCUCUUCAAAAUCAAAUAAAAGUUGUUGGUUCUUUAAAAAAAAAAAAUACAAAAGUCAGACUCCGGAGGGUUUUUUAUUUCCUCUUCAGUUUGGGAGAGGUGGAGGGAAGUUUCUUUUACUCAGAGUUUUGAGGUAUUUGAACUAACCAGUUUCAGUGUAAAAUAUGAUUAUUACAUUUGGUCUGAAUUGCUGAGCGUGUUUGAGAAGGGGAGAAAUCCUGGUCACCCACCGUCACCCUGGAAUUUUCGAAGGAAAAUUAUUACAUGUUCAAAUCCCCCUGUGAAACUCUGAGAAUCAGCCAUCUCUUUCUGUUGUCAUGGCUCGUGGGUCUGAGAACUUACCCCCUCCCCAUGCCACUGUCUUGUUUCAAAUCAAAUACCCCUCGAGUUCUCUUCGAGAGACGUAUCAGUCUGUGUUUGUGAAUGUCGUCAUGGCUUUACCUAGACCCAUGAACAAAAAUCAUUCUUUGGUUCCUGAAUUUGCUAGUUGCUCGCAGAGGACACUAGGGAAUUGAUUAAAAAAAACAGGAAACCCCCCUAAACAGUUGAGACAUUUCUUAAAUGUGACCCAUGUGUCCUGAAUGCUUGUAAUUUAUAUCUGUAGUUCCAUUUUUUUAUUGUCUUGGGGGGGGGGACAUGGACUGGGCUUUCCUCCUCUGUGGUGUUAAUUUUUUUUGUUAAAUAAAAACCAUUUGUGAAACUGG